Messenger RNA from Klebsormidium nitens, 2475 nucleotides. Lineage: Eukaryota; Viridiplantae; Streptophyta; Klebsormidiophyceae; Klebsormidiales; Klebsormidiaceae. The record is from the annotation of a GenBank genome assembly.
CACAGAGUGAGGAUGCACAGAGCUCUGACAAAGUAUGCGAGGAGUACUGGUGCGUUGCAUGGACUCCGCCCAUGCGCUUUUAACUGUCGCCAUUCUCUGAUGGUAGCAACCUAGACAUUGAAUCAGGAAGCAUCUCUAGAGCGUUCUUUGCCCCACAAUUGGGCGGCAGGUAUGCACUGUUUGCUGUUAAAUGUCUUUUGAGAACAGUAUCAUUGGGCGCACUUUUUGGCCUGCUCAAAAUGACGGCUUUAGCGGCUAUCCGUUUCAGCAACCGUUUCAGCAUCCAAGACCAGUGCACCAUGUUGCACAGCCGGUGCGAGCUGGUAGGAGCUCCGUCACAAAGUUUUUCUAGCCAUCAUCUUAAUCCCAUUGGUCAAUUCAGUCAUAGCGCCUUACGCAAUGCUGCCAGGAGGUGUCCAAGCACAUGGCAUGGCCGAAGCACUCUCCUCGUCUCCCAGGCACCCGACUUCUUGACGGGGGGGGCCCUUGCACUAAGAAAGGGCAGCAACAUUCGCAUCAGCAGCGUUGGUGCAAGCGAUGGGAGGAGUGGUCGCGUUGGAAAGCGGACGGUGUCUGCAGAAGCAGGCAGUCCAAUGGGACCGGGAGCAUCAGCAGGCGGCGAUGUGAACGGGCCCGGCAGUGUGAAUGGGGCCAGCAGCUCUAGCAGUGGUGGUGGUGUGAACAGGGACAGCGGUGCGAAUGCGAACAGUGGUGUAAAUGGGGCCGGCGGCGGUGGUGGAACCGGUGGUGUGAAUGGGGGCCCUGGUGUGAACAGGCGGAGCGGUGUGAACGGGGCUAGGGGCGGUGGUGUGAACGGGGCCAGGGUCGAUGACACGGGGUUUGUCAAUUGGGUGAGGAAGGAGUUCAACGUCACGCGGGAGGCGCUCCGCAUCAGCCGGAACAAGAAGGCGGACGCGGUCGUCGAGAAGGAACGCGAGACGAGCAACGGCGCGGCGACCACGAGCGGGCGGGAAAAGUUCGUGGACAGCGUGUUCGGGGACGAGGAUGACUGGACGGAGGAGAUGGAGGAGGCGUGGCGGUUCGAGGCGCGGGGGUUCGACGAACAAGAUUUAAAGAUCCGGGAUCCGGGGAAAGAGGGGGGCCCGCUCAUCUUCGACUUGCCGCGGGAGGACGGGAAAAUACAAGCGGACCGUACGGCGGAUAUUUGGAACAUAGAAGACUGGCGGGAACCGCGGAAGAUCAAGCAGGGGAGCUGGGACGUGUAUGACGUCAUGAAGGAGCAAGCGGAGACGGAAGAAACGGAAGGGCCGAAAUCGAAAGAGGCGGCCGUGGCCGAAUACCUCGAACUGUUACAGAGGCGGAAGCGACGGGAGCUGUACAAGGACUACGAGCCGGCCGAAGAGACCGAACGGCUGCAGCUUCCGGUUGGGGAGUAUAAGGGCCCGGACACGUUCCGGGAGUCGUUUGACGAGGUGGGCGAACCGCUGGAAAACCCGUUCCAAGAGGUGUAUGCGCUGAUGCACGCGUUCAGCGUGGAGAUGCCAUUCCCGCUGAGGACUCUAGUGGACGAGCGCGUGCUAAACUACGGGACGUACUUUUGGACGAAAUUCCUGGAGAUCAAUGCGGACGAGCGGAUCAAGUUCCUCGACUGGAUCGACCACAGGCACAUGGAAUGGCUCUGGCGCCUCGGCGAGCAGCGCUACAGCAACAUCGGGACGAGAAUGUAUACGCACGCGGCGAAGUUACUGCCCGUGCGCGGAGUCACCAAGGUUUUUCGGCCGCAAGUCUGGAUCGGCAAGGUCGACGGAGCUCCUCCCUUCUUCGGGGACUUCCAUCGGGUGAUAUGGGUCGCCCCCGACUCGAACAUGUACGGAAGGACUGUACUGUUGCCAAAUCGUAAGGGCUGGCUGCGCCGUUUCAUCGACGAGACGUUCCCGCUCUACUUCCGGGUGAAGCAGACGAACCUGGUCGUCGCAACGGAGCGUCCGUGCGACAUGGUCAUCGAGUACGUCACAGACAUGUCCGAACUAGACGGGAACAUUCCGCCGGAGUACCCCAAGCCAGUCCCGCCGCCGCACCCGUUCAACGACGCGAUGAAAGAGUACAUGCGGCCGCUCGGCCCGGGGCUGAUGGUGUGCGAAGCGUGGCAUGAGGGCGUCUCGCCGGAGGCGACGCCUAAACCGUUUCUAAAGACCUCGGUUAUGGCGCGUGUGGGGCCCGGCACAGUCAAGGCCUUCUAGAAAUCCUUGGCUUAGUGACAAAUCAAGGCCACGUACGCAAUUCCAGCACCAAGGCACAGCGCGGACGAUACGGUCGGAUGACUCAACAUACCCGGUGGUGUUCAUUCGUUUGCAUGCGGAGUUUGCGACUCAAAAAGUCGUUAUGUGCGGCUGGCAACCCUGGAUGCUGAGUGACCGCAGGUUUUUCUGUCUGUGGAGCAGACGCUGAUUGACCGUGGAAUCUGUGGACUCUGCGCUGACUGAAACUGAGCUUCGAUCAAACUCCAUCAGCAGC